AUGGUUACCAAGGCAGAUCCAAACAAGCAAGGAUGGGAGGAAUCGGAAUUUCCAAUACUUUGUGAAACUUGUCUCGGAGACAACCCAUAUGUUCGAAUGACUAAGCAGCCCUACGGGAAAGAGUGUAAAGUCUGUUCUCGUCCUUUUACCAUCUUCCGAUGGCUCCCAGGAUCGGGAAUGCGAUACAAAAAGACCGAAAUAUGCCAGACGUGUGCUAAACUUAAGAAUGUAUGUCAAACAUGUUUGCUGGAUUUGCAGUAUAAUCUUCCCGUGCAAGUUCGUGAUACCGCGAUGAAUAUCACGAAUGAUGCUCCUCGAUCUGAUAUAAAUAGAGAAUAUUUUGCGCAGAACAUUGAAGGGAAGAUUGCUGCUGGAGAUAGUCUAAUACAAUAUUCAAAAGUGGAUUCGGCUGGUCGUGAAAUGCUGAAAAAGUUGGCAAGAACAGAACCUUACUAUAAGAGAAAUAGGCCACAUAUAUGCUCUUUUUAUGUAAAAGGGACAUGUAAACGUGGUGAUGAAUGCCCAUACAGACACGAAGUACCCGAGGAGAAUGAACUUUCACAUCAAAAUAUCAAAGAUCGAUAUUACGGCACAAAUGAUCCAGUCGCAAAAAAAAUCCUCAACAGGAUCAAAGGUGGUGGCAAUUCAAACAUAACCCCACCAGAAGAUAAGUCUAUCACUUCACUUUUCAUUACUGGUGUAGAAGAAGAUAUAAUGGAAUCUGAUUUAAGAGGGCAUUUCUACGCAUUUGGAGAAAUUAAGUCGGUUGUCGUGGUUCAUAAAUCACGUUGUGCUUUUAUUAAUUACGCAACGAGAGCUUCAGCCGAACAAGCUGUAGACACAUCAUAUAAUAAUUUAAUUAUAAAGGGACAUACUUUAAAAGUAGCUUGGGGUCGACCCCGACCAACCGGUCCUAAAUCAGAGAUCGACGCAGCUGAUACACUGGGUCCUCCACCUCUUAUUUUGCCACCGCUCGAGUCAAUGGAGAUCCCUGCACCACCCGGUACUGAAUCUAAAGGGAUUAUAUAUCCAAGUCAGGAUCCCACAUAUCAGGGUUCUUCAAAUAAAAGUUAA
This is a messenger RNA of Ambispora leptoticha, 1074 nucleotides long. The record is from the annotation of a GenBank genome assembly. Lineage: Eukaryota; Fungi; Glomeromycota; Glomeromycetes; Archaeosporales; Ambisporaceae.